CAUCGACACUCCUCUCCGUCGCCUAGGCCCUCAUCCUCUAUAGUUCUUGCUAAUCUCGCCCGACGCCCACCGCAGCGACCGCAUCCUUCGAAAGAUACCUCUGCCGCCUCCUGUGAGUAAUGACGUCGUCGGCGCACAGCCCCGCCUUCCUCUGCUUUUAUUUUUCAGCCCACGCUCUCCUUUCGCCGACAAUUGUUGGAUGUUGCAUUGCUGACGCUCUCGCCACUCACAACCAUUGUCACUCUUCACAGCUAGCACUACAACACCACCUUUUCAAGCAAACAGGACAAAAUGGUUGACUCUUCCGCCGCCAUUCGCCGAGGACACCCGGCCAUCUUCGGACUCCUCGCCUUCGUCUCGUUCAUCGUGGCUGUCAUCGCCUCGACGCUGACGACUGACUUCAACAACAAGGGCAACGCCCAGUCGUCCGCCAUUACUGGCGCUGUCCGCUACUCUGUCUUCGUCGGCUGGUGGACCUUCCUCUUUUCCAUCGUCUACCUCGUUCUCUUCCUCGUCGGUAAGGGAGGCGUAGUCACUUCGAUUGCCGGCCAUGCCAUCUGGAUCGUCCUCACAUGGAUCUUCUUCCUCGCGGGCGCCGGUGCGGUCACGGGCUCCAUGCACGGCGCGCAGAACUGCUCUACCUCAGAUCUUCGGUACUGCGGCAGCAUGGAAGCCCUCAUGGCCUUCAGCUGGAUUGCCUGGAUUAUUCUUACUGGUAUGCUGGCCAUGGUCAUCGUCAUUGGUGGCGGCGCCUUCCGAGGCGGCCGGACCUUCAAGGAGGGCCUCAAUGCAUGAGCGAUUUCCGCGCGCUCUCUCCUACACCCACCCCUCCUUCGUCUUUCUCGUCCGUUCGUAUUCCCAGACUCUCUUAAUUCCUAUGUUCGCGCCCCUCGACCCUUUGGAUUCAGCCCCCUAGCCCCCCCUUUACAUUCGUCUCGGCGAUGUCAAUAUCCACAAGGUCUCUCUCCUCGU
Acaromyces ingoldii is the source of this 972-nucleotide messenger RNA. RefSeq lists its product as hypothetical. The transcript is spliced from 3 exons. Lineage: Eukaryota; Fungi; Basidiomycota; Exobasidiomycetes; Exobasidiales; Cryptobasidiaceae. The coding region runs from base 292 to 795 and encodes 167 amino acids. Gene Ontology annotation, cellular component: membrane. The record is from RefSeq and is a predicted model, not a curated record.